AUGGACAAUCUCAACGUGGUCGGCCACAAGGACGGCUCCUCGGGUGGCUGGAAGCUGGCGGCCAAGGUCAACUGCAUCAUCCUUGUUGUUAUGUCGAUAGUUCUUAUCAGCUGCUUGAUCGUGGCGACUUCGCACAAUGGCGGCAGUACUCAGAAGGUGCUGUUCUUCUACGACGGCGACUGCGACGAGGGUAACGUGUCGAAGGUCAAUACGGCGCUGCAUCUGCUCAUCAACAUCGUUUCGACUCUAAUGGUGACAUCGAGCAACUUCUUCAUGCAGGUGUUGAACUCGCCAACCAGGGAGGAAAUUGAUAGGGCCCAUCUCCGACAGUCCUGGUUGGGGAUCGGCGUGCCUUCGGUUACCAACGCGUUCCUGGUUUCUAAAUUUAAAACCUGGUGCUGGGUACUCCUGCUCUCGACCACAAUUCCGAUCCAUCUCGUGUUCAAUUCGGCGAUCUUCGAGACCGACCGCCGCGAAUCCGACUUUCACCUCACUAUCGCCACGGAGCAGUUUGUAAAAGGAGGUCCCUUCUAUCCCCCCGGGGCAAGCUUGUUUCCGGCCGGGUUCUAUUACCCCUACUUUGGCUUACCAGCUGAGCUUACCUAUUAUGUUGACCCUGACUCCGAAGCUGUAAAAAACAUCUCGGCCACGGCGUUAAACGCUGGCCAGUGGAAAAGGCUCGAAAUACGAGAAUGUAUGCAAGAGUAUGUCUAUUGCCGCGGACUAAAGCAUCAUCGUAGUUUGGUCUUAGUCAUCGACAAACCUGACGGCUGGUUACGAGACGACAUGUGGCAUCUCCAAGACAACGAAAGCGACUUCUGGACACGUUACGUCCCCCCUGACCGGCGCAAUCACCUUUUCUUCGACACACAAUGCAGACUCACAUCAGGUCUACAACCGGGCACAUUUGACCUGUCCGUGAAGUACUGCCUCGCAGAACCACUCGAACGCAUUUGCCACGUCGCGCUGUCGCCAAUUUUACUGCUCAGCGUCACCCUGUGCGUCAUCCUCAAAACCUGCGUAGCCAUUCUGGCCAUGAUCGUCCUAAGCCGCAACAAUCAGGCGCCUCUAGUUACCCUAGGUGACGCCCUCGAGUCCUUCAUCGAACGGCCCGACUCUGCCACUGCCGGGAUGUGCACCGCUCACCAGGCCGACAUACGGUGGGCGAAGAAGGGCGUAAAAGUUACUCUAUCGGGGCCUAAGCGGUGGCGAUCGCUUCGUAACAAGUGGCGAGCAUCAGUUGUCCCAAUAUCCGUAUGGGUGACAAGCUAUGCCCUUUUUACUAUCGCCAUCGCCGUAUGUGUGUUUUUGCUUUGCAUGGGCCUCUCGAGCGAUCCUUUUUACGGCACGUUCUUCGCGAGUGAGAAUAACCCAUUCAUCAAAUAUAACUUCUCCCUCGUAGAGGGCGUCUUGACCGCCAACAGCCCACAACUCUUACUCUCCGUUUGCUAUCUCGCCUAUAACAAUAUGUUCACCCGCCUCCAGAUGGCUCGAGAAUGGUCGCUCUUCAGCGAGGGCUAUCACUCGCUGAGAGUGACAGACCCGAAGGGCGGUCAAUAUUGCACAUAUCGGCUUCAACUGCCGUAUAAAUAUAGCGUACCUCUGAUACUAGUCAGCAUAUUUCUCCAUUGGCUGCUCUCCAAUACUCUAUAUCUGUUCAUAUCUACUGGAGGCUAUUUCGGCGCGGGCGAAUUCCUUUCCGGGGCCCAACCCGACCCCAGCCUUCCGCCGGAUACAGCCGUUGCCUUAGGCUACUCGAAAUGGUCCCUCACGGUCGUGCUGGUGGUCUCGUGCGUCCUGGUUUUGAUUCCCAUUGUCUUGAGUAUGAAGCCACUGUCUCCGGAUAUCGUCAUCGUCGGGAGCAACUCGCUCGCGUUGUCCGCCGCGUGUCACGUGUCGAGGCUUUCAUAUGCUGCCAGCGCCGUGACCGGGACACAUGAUAGCCCGCUGCUAGCUAAACACGCUAAUUCACCCACGUCGUCGAGGUUCGACCUCCUGCCGACUGUUCGUUCGCCCGAGUACGACGCGGACAGGAAUGUCGGAGGCGACAACAUCGACCUGCGGGACUUAACGACGACUGAAUUUGGUAAUGGGGAGAGAUCGUCUCUCUCGUUGAGGCGGUUGUUACCCGACGGCAGUCAGACAGAAAGAGACGGGGAAGGAGACGGAGACGGAGACGAAGCAGACGAGCCGCGGCCACAGUGGCAGCGGGAAAACACCAGCGACAACAGUCCGUUUAGCAGUUUGGCCCAGAGCAAGAUCCGCUGGGGCGUCGUGCAGAUGCCACCGGAAUGGCACGCGUGGUACGGCGACGAAAACCGGGCUAUCGGGCACCUUGGGUUCGGCGUCGAGGAGGACGACGUACCGCCCCCCGUGGAUGGGCGGUUGUACGCGUAA
Molecule: messenger RNA, 2397 nt
Organism: Durotheca rogersii
Lineage: Eukaryota; Fungi; Ascomycota; Sordariomycetes; Xylariales; Xylariaceae
Exons: 7
Coding region: 1-2397 (798 amino acids)
Source: RefSeq, a predicted model, not a curated record